Molecule: messenger RNA, 751 nt
Organism: Python bivittatus (Burmese python)
Lineage: Eukaryota; Metazoa; Chordata; Lepidosauria; Squamata; Pythonidae
Source: RefSeq, a predicted model, not a curated record
UGACGGGCACCUCACGAACACCUAUUCCUGCCACGGACAGUGCAGGACCCAGGACAUAGAAACUGGCACGCUUCUCUCCCCGUUUUGGAUCGCUAGAGGUGGUGUUUCCUGGCUGCUUGUUGUUUUCUCCAUUGCUGGGAUGUUUGUUUCCUGUGACGGCUGUGCGUGCUCUGAUUUCAAAGGCUUCACGCUCCUUAUGCCAGCUGUAUCAGUGGGCAAUGUUGGCCAGCUGGCUAUAGAUUUAGUCAUUUCUACACUUCAUAUACCCAAAGUUGGUUAUUUUUAUACCGAUUGCCUUGUGCCAAUGGUUGGAAAUAAUCCUUAUGCAACAGUAGAAGAGGAUGCAACAGAACUGUGCAUAAAUGCUGAAGUGUAUGCAGCAACGUCAAAAGAAUUGGUGGUUCUGCAGAUCAGAUCACCAUUCAUAAAGAAUAAAUAUAGGCCUUUUUGUCAAAUACUGCUGUCGUGGGUGAAAAACUGUGAAUUUUCCAAAAUUGUUCUCUUGUCAAGUAGUCAUGCUUAUCAACGGAAUGACCAACAGCUUCAUGGCACUGCAUUACGAUACUUAAUUUCACCUGCUGUUGAGAAAACAGUGGGAGAUGUUUUGGAGAGACUGAGUGGCAGUGAAUUGGAGCAAAUAUCAACAUUUCCUGGAGUAAAUGAUGAUAAAAUAUUCUAUAUUCCAGGAGGCGGUAUAACAAAACUAUUAUUCACAGAGAGGUUAGUAAGACAGUAAAGUUUUAUAGUUGAA